AUGGACGAUUCACCAACAGCAUUACCCAUAACAAAAACGUACUUAUCAUUAAAACCCAACAACAGCAUCAAUAACAAAAGCCAAAUGCCAGAGUUGAAGAAAAGCUUAUUCUCUCCUUCAUUCAGGGCAUUAUCAUGCAAGACUCGGAGAUCAAUGGCAUUGGCUUAUGUUUUCACCUUCAUUUGCGUGGCAUGCACCGUCUUCUUUGUCUUCAACAACCCUUCUACGAACCAUUCCUCCAUUUGGUUCACAAAUAUCCUUAAAAACAGGUCCCAGUUUUCUUCCUUUUUCUCUCACUACUUUUUCCCAAAUAAUACCUCCCAAAACCCAUUUAUUCCAAACCAAUUUUCCCGGAAAAAUAAUGGGUUUUCCGGGAAAAUUAAUAGUUCCUAUAUUUCUCCAAAUGGGUCUGCAGUUUCUUACGGUGAAAAUGGUGAUAAUAUAGAAGGGGUUAGACCAAAUGCAAUGUCGAACCAUACAGGUUUAUUGAAUAGAGAGAGUGAUGGAGCUGAAGGUUCAUCAAUUAAGAAGAAGAGAAAAGAUAAUUGGUUGAAAAUACUGGAUCGUUGUGACAUUUUUUAUGGAGAUGGGCGCGAUAAUGCUUACGAGAAGUUCAGAUGGCAGCCUAAACAUUGCAACUUACCAAGGUUGAGUGGUGGGACUUUGUUGGCAUUAUUGAGAGGGAAGAGGUUAGUGUAUGUGGGUGAUUCUUUGAAUAGGAAUAUGUGGGAAUCAAUGGUUUGCCUGCUUAGAAAUUCAGUGCAAGAUAAGAGCAGAGUCUAUGAAGCUUCUGGCAGACAGGAAUUUCGGACAGAGGGUUCGUACUCUUUUGUAUUCACGGAUUAUAAUUGUUCAGUGGAGUUCUUUCGAUCUCCAUUUUUGGUUCAAGAAUGGGAGAUGCCGGAAACGAAUGGAUCAGCUGGAUCAACGAAGGAAACACUUCGGCUUGAUCUGGUUGAGAGAUCAUCUGAUAAAUACAAAACCGCAGAUGUCCUUGUCUUUAACACAGGCCACUGGUGGACUCAUGAGAAAACAUCUGCCGGGAAGGGUUACUACCAAGAAGGUAGCCAUAUUUAUGGUGAAUUGAAUGUUGUUGAGGCAUUCCGGAAAGCUAUGACAACAUGGGCAAGAUGGAUUGAAGCCAAUGUAGAUCCCGUGAAGACCCUCGUUAUCUUUAGAGGAUAUUCAGUCUCCCAUUUUAGUGGUGGAGAGUGGUAUUCUGGUGGGAAAUGUGAUAACGAGACUGAACCAAUCGACAAUGACAGAGAUCUAUCACCAUCACUCUAUCCUCCAAUAAUGGGAAUGUUGGAACGGGUGCUACAGGGGAUGAAGACACCAGUCUUCUAUUUAAACAUUACAACGAUGACAGAUUAUCGCAAGGAUGCACACCCAUCAGUUUACAGGAGGCCAAAUUUAACAGAGGAGGAGAGACAAUCACUAUUGAGGUACCAGGAUUGCAGCCACUGGUGCCUUCCCGGUGUCCCUGAUACGUGGAAUGAACUGGUAUAUUCUCAAAUCUUGAAACAUGAUCACAAGCAACAACAACAUCAUCAUCAACAACAACAACAACAACAACAACAAAAACGACAGCAUGCAGCAGAAAAAAGGAAAGGUAAACUGGAAAAUACAGCUUUGUAAUACACAUGGAUAACACCACUGCAGAUCAAUUAAUGUUUCUGUAAUACUAGUUUUUCUUGAUGAAAAACAAGAAAAGAACUGGAGAAGAUCUAAGGAAUGGUGUUGUUUUAGAAUGAAGGGGGUUGUGUUGAGUGGGUAAGAGAUGUAACAAAGGGGAAGGCAUAGAGGUGAGGAACUUGGUUUCAUUUCAUUGAUGGGAUGUUUGCCCCAUUUCUUAUGAUAUUGCUUAUUU
This is a messenger RNA of Ilex paraguariensis (yerba mate), 1870 nucleotides long. Lineage: Eukaryota; Viridiplantae; Streptophyta; Magnoliopsida; Aquifoliales; Aquifoliaceae. The record is from the annotation of a GenBank genome assembly.